UGGCAAAAGCAUAAAAUAUAUGUAGUAAAGGUAGUAUCAUCAUCAACUCUUGAUCCCUUGUUUGAACAUUUCAAGUAUUCUUCUCCAGCCUUCUCAUUCAAUCUGUUUAUCAUGCAAACCAAUAGUGUGAGUAUCGCUUCAGGCUUGAUGGCAUCUCAAAAGGAAGACAGUUCGUUGAAUACAUACCGGUUGCUAGAAGGCUCCGAGGAAGAUGAUUUAUAUACAGAAGAUGGGACAGUUGAUUAUCUUGAUAAUAUUGCUAACAGAAGAACAACUGGAAACUGGAAAGCAUGUAGCUAUAUUCUUGGAACUGAAUUCUCUGAAAGAUUGGCAUCUUUUGGGAUGAGCUCCAAUUUGGUGGUUUACCUAAAGAAUCGCCUCAAUGAGCACAGUGUUACUGCCUCAAAAAAUAUGGCAAAUUGGAGCGGAACAUGUUAUGCAAUGCCUCUGAUUGGGGCUGUCGUGGCUGAUAGGUAUCUUGGAAGAUAUGGGACGAUUGCUACCUUCUCUAUCAUCUAUGCCAUGGGGAUGUCACUGUUAACAUUAUCAGCCUCAGUCCCUGGCUUGAAACCAAUCUGCGACGAAGGAGGUGUUUGCUAUUCAACAGAUGCUCAAACUGCAGUUUUCUUCAUAGCACUUUAUCUUGUAGCUAUAGGUAGUGGAGGAAUUAAGCCUUGUGUCACUCCAUUCGGUGCAGAUCAAUUCGAUGACACUGAUGAAGUUGAAAAGGCGCAGAAAGGUUCUCUGUUCAAUUGGUUUUAUUUUUUAAUCAGUAUCGCUUCACUAAUUGCUCAUUCUGUGCUGGUCUGGAUACAAGUUAACAUUGGCUGGGGCAUAGGUUAUGGCAUCGCAACAGGGGCCAUGGUGAUAGCAGUUAUUUGGUUCUUUUCGGGGACAACAUUGUAUAGGAAUCAGAGACCAGGAAGCAACCCUUUGACGCGCCUUCGUAGGGUUAUUGUGGCUUCAAUAAAGAAAAGAAACCUUAAGGUGCCAACUGAUGAGUCAGUCUUGUUUAAGAAUGUUGAUGCUGAGACUACUACUAUAAGAAGCCAUAAGCUUGAUCACACCGAGAGCUUAAGUUUCUUUGACAAGGCGGCCGUAGAGUUGGAAUCAGACCGUAUAGAGGGCUCAAUAAACACAUGGAGUCUUUGCACAGUGACAGAAGUUGAGGAGCUUAAAGCUCUAGUACGCUUGCUUCCUCUAUGGGCUACAGGUAUAAUCUUCAGCACAAUGUAUGUCCAAACAGGCAUUUUUUUUGUACUGCAAGGCUGCGUGAUGGAUACUCGUGUGGGGAAUUCCAGCUUCGAAUUCCCACCAGCUUCAGUUGGUAUAUUUGACUUCAUUAGUGUUAUGUUCUGGGUGCCAGUCUAUGAACAUAUAAUCGUUCCAGUAGCAAGAAAAUUCACGGGUCAAAAAAAUGGCCUAACACCGCUGCAGCGUCUUGGCACUGGCCUUUUCAUAGCAAUCUUUUCUAUGAUAUGCGCAGGGAUUUUGGAGUAUUUAAGACUUGAAUUGGUGAGACGACAUGACUACUAUGAACUCGAUCACGUGCCUAUGUCAAUCUUCUGGCAGAUUCCGCAGUACUUCAUAAUGGGGUGUGCAGAAGUAUUCACACAGAUCGGACAAAUGGAAUUUUUCUAUGAUCAAGCGCCUGAUUCAAUGCGAAGCUUUGGUGCUGCACUUUCGCUCUCUACCACAGCUCUUGGUUGCUACAUGAGCUCAUUUCUGGUCACUGUAGUUACUAAAUAUAGUACUAGAAAUGGAAAUGUUGGAUGGAUAACUGACAACUUGAACUAUGGUCAUCUACAUUAUUUUUUCGGCCUUUUGGCCAUGUUAGGGACCAUUAACUUGGGAGUUUUUAUCUUGGUAUCAAGAUGGUACACUCACAAAAAGUCUGUUAAGGCCCUAGAUUGACAGCCUCACAGUUGAAUGCAUUGUAGUUUAUGAACAUAAAUAUAAGAAGAUCCUUCUUCAAUUUUUUUGAUAGUUAGCCUCAGUA
Daucus carota subsp. sativus is the source of this 1999-nucleotide messenger RNA. RefSeq names its product protein NRT1/ PTR FAMILY 8.2-like. The transcript is spliced from 5 exons. NCBI's taxonomy places the organism in Eukaryota, Viridiplantae, Streptophyta, Magnoliopsida, Apiales, Apiaceae. Gene Ontology annotation, molecular function: transmembrane transporter activity. Gene Ontology annotation, cellular component: membrane. Gene Ontology annotation, biological process: oligopeptide transport; transmembrane transport. The record is from RefSeq and is a predicted model, not a curated record. The coding region runs from base 112 to 1914 and encodes 600 amino acids.